AUGAGCAUCAACAGGGACAGGGAAGAAGCUGUACGCCACUGCCGCAACUGUCAAGAAGCUGCGAAGAUGCCAAAAAAGACAGUUCUCAAUUCUUGGACCACUGAGAAGAAACCAUGGGACAGAAUUCAUAUCGACUAUGCGGGACCACUGAAUGGUAGGAUUUACCUUGUGGUAGUUGAUGCAUAUUCGAAGUGGCCAGAACUCUUUGGGAUAUCGUCGUCGUCAACCACUGCAACGUUGAGACACGACCACCCUGGGAUUUCCGAAUCGUGCGAACAACGUUGA
This is a messenger RNA of Necator americanus (New World hookworm), 285 nucleotides long. RefSeq lists its product as uncharacterized. Bases 1 to 285 code for a protein of 94 amino acids. Gene Ontology annotation, molecular function: nucleic acid binding. The transcript has a single exon. The record is from RefSeq and is a predicted model, not a curated record. Lineage: Eukaryota; Metazoa; Nematoda; Chromadorea; Rhabditida; Ancylostomatidae.